Penicillium alfredii is the source of this 573-nucleotide messenger RNA. RefSeq names its product NRPS-like enzyme. Bases 1 to 573 code for a protein of 190 amino acids. The transcript has a single exon. The record is from RefSeq and is a predicted model, not a curated record. NCBI's taxonomy places the organism in Eukaryota, Fungi, Ascomycota, Eurotiomycetes, Eurotiales, Aspergillaceae.
AUGACUACAUCCAAACCGUCCUCGGAAACCAACUCUUUAACGCAAACCAGACUAUGGUUUCUAUAUUGGAUCGGUGACUGGCUAAAAUAUCGCAUUCUGAUAGUGUACCGGAAACUCUUCUCUGUGAUCUGGUUUGCAAAUUUGGCCGUAUUGAUCGUCCUGCUAUCUAUUCCCUCGAUCAAUCGUGCCUGGCUCACGACCGUCGCCUUGGCCAAUUUGAUUAUUGCAAUUGUCAUCCGGCAGGACUUCAUCAUCAACCUUAUCUUUGCUUACUGCUGCUCUAUCCCCAAGUCCUGGCCCUUUGCUAUUCGUCGGCGGAUAGCCAAGGUGUAUUAUCUGGGAAGCAUUCAUUCGGGAUGCGCCAUAGCAGCUGUUUGCUGGUUUGUCGCCUCAUUUGCUUUGAGUCUCAGAGGAUUGAUCAAGCGGCAGUCGUCCUCCACGCUGCCAGUUCCAACUAUAGUUCUGUCCAGCAUUGCCCUGUUGCUGCUAGCAGGCAUGAUUGCGGCUUCGUACCCUGCACUUCGCAAACGAUACCACAACACAUUCGAGUGCGUGUAUCGCUUUUCGGGUUGA